Oncorhynchus tshawytscha (Chinook salmon) is the source of this 2919-nucleotide messenger RNA. RefSeq names its product TBC1 domain family member 2A. The transcript has 13 exons. Bases 143 to 2767 code for a protein of 874 amino acids. The record is from RefSeq and is a predicted model, not a curated record. Lineage: Eukaryota; Metazoa; Chordata; Actinopteri; Salmoniformes; Salmonidae.
GUUUCCAUGCACGAAGACUUCAGUUGGACUCCACUAGCAGUUUAAAAAAGGUUUUUGCUGACCUUUGUCAAGUAUGAUACUGCAUGUUUAUCUGUGGAAGUGUUAAUUUGUCUUCUUUGAUCAAAAAGCAGGCAGAGACGGAAUGAAUGACAUUGCCUUUCAAAACAAAGACGGGGACAGUUUUCCUACUGAGUCCAGAAAGCAGAGCCCAGUGGUAUCUGCUGCCGCCACAUUAUGCGGGUAUCUGGACAAGCUGAGUGGGCCACUGAAGGUCUGGAGGUCCCUCUGGUUCAUAUACGAAGAGAAGGAGUGUCAGCUGGUCUACUACAAGUGUGCCCAGGAUGUGAAUCCACUGGGAUGGAUUGACCUGUCCAAUGCCAUACUGGGAGACCUACCACAGGCAGACCAGAGGACCUUCUACAUUCAAACACCCGAGCGCACCUUCACCCUCAAGGCUGUGAAUUGCGAGUCUAUGAUAUACUGGCUGAAGCAGCUCCAGUUGAAGAGGUGGCAUCAUGGGAACAUUUCAGGAAAGCUGGGAAUGGUCACCAGUCACCAUGCAUUACGACGAUACGCCACGCUGAGUGACGUCCUCCUCAGACACACUCCGACAGGAAUUCAUAAGGAAUACUUACUCCGGAGCCGUUCCUCCCAGGAGCUCAGCCACAGCCUCAGCUGGGAAGAACUCUGGGAUCCAUUCCUGCCACUCAAAGACAUCCAGGCCCCUCCAUAUUUUGACCAGGACAAAUCACCUCCAAAAACAAAUAUUGAGCCCUCUGGGCCAAAAACACAGUGGGUCCAGGAGAUAGAGGCACCAAAGGGACACCAGAGCUCCCUAAGCUGUGAGGGCUCCUCUUCUAACCCCGCAGACAAGACUGCUAGUCCACAGCAGGAAGAGCCUCCAGACACCGCCCGUCUUCAACAGGAAGUGCUCAGUCUGGCAGGCCAGGUCAAGGCCCAGAAGGAUCUAGUAUCCCUGUUGCAGAAGGCCCUGGAGUUGGCCCAGCAGGAGAAAUUGACUCCUGCAGUAGAGUCCCCGAGGUCGGAGUGUGAAUGGAAGAGUUCCAACUCACAACCAUGGAAUCAAGGCGAGUGCAACACAGAUCAUUCGUAUGGCCUGCAGGUUGCGCCACUGCUGAGGCACGACUGUGUGGCCGAGUCUCAGGAUCACCUCCGGCUACUGGCUGAGAGGAACCAGGCUGAGAGAGAGUUGGUCCUCCGUCUGUCCCAACAAGUGGCUGAGAGUUUGACCGACCCCCAGCGAAGCCUCGUCCGCGGUUGGACUGUCCUUGAAACGCAGGAGCAGCUGAGACAGGAGAUUAGGAAUCUUAAGGACAACAUUGAGGCCUACAAGACUCAGAAUACUUACUUGAACGCAGAGAUCUACACGUUAACCAAAGAAUGGAGGAAGAGUACAGAACAAGAGAAGUGCUUGAUGAUAAAGUGUGCCCAUCUGGAGGCCAAGGUGUUCCGGAUGGAGAGCAGGUCUCUGACAGUCCUCUUCAAGCUACAGGAGAGCAGAGGUUUGGAGAGACACAGGGAAGCCAUAAAGACCCUGAUCACCGACACUCUUCGGGAGGGCGGGAGGGACAUUCUGGAACUGAACCCUGCCAGGGACUAUGAUGAGUAUGGGUUUAGAAUCUCCACUGACAUCCAAAUGGAUGAUAUGAAGCUGCUGGCCAAACUGCAAGCAUUAGGGAUUCAUUCCCACGAUCCCCCACAACAACAGAAGGAUGGGGAAGAGGAGGGGGACAGCGAGCGUCUUUGGGGCCGCUGGGCACAGCACUUUGAUGGCAGACGAUCAGACAAGGCGGUGGCCUCUCCGAAGCUGAAGGGGCUUCUGAGAAAGGGUGUGCCGCACUACUACAGGAGUCGUGUGUGGCGCUGGAUAGUGUGGAGCCGCACCCGCUCCCUGAGAGAGGGCCAGCCCCACUGGUACCAACAGAUAUGCUUUAGGAGCCAGGCUGCUUCGGCCCACCGGGUCUCGCAGCAGAUCUGGUUGGACCUGGAGACCACUCUGAGGGGGAACCGCCACUUCUCCUUCCCCGCCAAGCGUGCCGUCCGGCAGCUACAUCGUAUCCUCCUGGCCUUUUCUUGUCACAACCGGUCUGUCGGCUAUUGCCAGGGCCUCAACAGAUUGGCUGCAAUGGCCUUGCUAGUGUUGCAGAGCGAGGAAGAUGCUUUCUGGUGUCUGGUGGCCAUUGUUGAGACCAUCAUGCCUCAGGACUUCUAUGGCAAGACUCUAACAGCAUCUCAGGUGGAGCAGCGCGUGCUCAAGGACUUCAUGGCAGAGAAGAUGCCGAGACUAACAGCCCAUUUCCACUGUCACGGAGUGGACGUGUCCCUGGUCACCUCCGACUGGUUCCUAGCUGCGUUCGUGGAGAGGCUGACCAGUGACAUCCUGCUCAGAAUUUGGGACGCCUUCCUGUACGAGGGCACCAAGGUGAUAUUUCGCUAUGCAUUGGCGCUCUUCAAAUACACAGAAGAGGACAUUCUGAAGAUUCAUCAUAGUGUGGAUAUCUACCAGUACCUCCGUUUCAUCACCAGAACCAUCACAGACAGCAGGAGACUGACAACCAUUGCAUUCAGCGACAUGAACCCGUUUCCUUUCAGGCUGCUCCGUCAGAGACGGGCCCUGCACCUUCAGUGUGUGCAUGUACAGUUGAGUGAGUUAGAGCGUAUCCAGAGGGAGCUGGGUAGAGAGCGACGCCAGCACAAGGACAGGGAGCUUGGGCUCGUUUCCAGCGAGGAUGAGGGGGACACAUGAGCUCUGGAUAAAAUGCUCUGGCCAGAUUCCAAUCGGAACUUUUACCCCGUGUCCUGUUACUCACUUAUCUCAGUAGAUAUUGUCAGUUUGUCUUGUUUGAUGUUUUCAAUGUUCAUGUUUUAUUGUCACGUGCAUAAAUACAGUGAAAUGCC